UGAAAAGAAAAAAACCUCCUCUCUUAAUAGCUAUUUUCUAUUUGAUAAUUCAACCUACCACGUAUAACGUACAACAGUUAUACACCCUACUCACUCCACAAUCCACAUCUACCAUUCCAAGAUCCGAACUGAACUCCAACGCCAUUUUUUCCCCCUAAGAAAAAACCUCCAAUGCAUUUCCUCUAUUCUCCAGAACUAAUCUGAUAAUACAAACAUCAAUAAAACCAUGAUCCGGACAACCAAAAUCCCCAAUCACACCACUGCACUAAUCAACCGCCUCCGCCGCCACCACUUCCCUCCGGCGAGAUCCCUAAUCCUCACCACCACCGAGGGCCGCCGCCCCACCAUCGUCCACAAGCGGAGCCUCGACAUCCUCCACGACCCAUGGUUUAACAAGGGCACCGCCUUCUCCGUCACGGAGCGCGACCGCCUCAACCUCCGCGGCCUCCUCCCCCCCAACGUCAUGUCCCCCGGCCAGCAGAUCGACCGAUUCAUGGUCGACCUCCGCCGCCUCCAGGUCCAGGCCCGCGACGGCGAGUCCGACACCAACGCCCUCGCCAAGUGGCGGAUCCUCAACCGCCUCCACGACCGCAACGAGACCAUGUACUACCGGAUCCUCCUCGACAACAUUGCGGAGCAUUCCGCCAUCGUCUACACCCCCACCGUCGGCCGCGUCUGCCAGAAUUACAGCGGCCUGUUUCGCCGGCCGAGGGGCAUGUUCUUUAGUGCCGCCGAUCGCGGGGAGAUGAUGUCCAUGGUCUAUAAUUGGCCCGCCGAGCAGGUUCAUAUGAUUGUCGUCACAGACGGAAGCGGGAUAAUGGGACUGGGAGACCUGGGCGUACAGGGGAUCGGGAUGGCGAUCGGGAAACUCGACCUCUACGUAGCGGCGGCGGGGAUAAACCCGCAGAGAGUUCUCCCGGUGAUGAUCGAUGUCGGGACCAACAACGAGAAGCUGCUGGGAGACCCAUGGUACCUGGGACUGCAGGAGCGGCGGCUCGACGGCGACGAGUACGUCGAGAUCCUCGACGAGCUUAUGGAAGCGAUCUUCACUCGCUGGCCGAACGUCAUCGUCCAAUUCGAAGGGUUCCGCGGCGAAUUGGCUCACAAGUUGUUGCACAGAUACAGAAACGUCUACAGAAUGUUCAACGACGACAUCCAGGGCACGGCGGGGGUUGCAAUCGCCGGAAUUUUAGGAACCCUAAGAGCGAGGAAACGCCCAAUUUCCGAUUUCCCCAAUCAGAAGAUCGUCGUCGCCGGCGCGGGAAGUGUAGGAAUCGGGUUCCUCAAUGCGGUUGGGAAAACGAUGGACCGAUUUCUGGUACAGAGUACCGGCGGCUCCGGUUGUGAAAGUAAGAUUCGGGACCAGAUCUGGGUUGUUGAUGCUCGAGGGUUAAUCACCGAGGAACGCCGGGAAAUCGAUCCGGAGGUUCGUCGUUUUGCGAGGAUAAGUGGGAAUCGGUUGAAGGAAGGGGCGGAUCUGGCGGAAGUGGUGGGGGAAGUGAAGCCGGACGUUUUAGUCGGGUUUUCGGGUUCCGGCGGGUUGUUCACGAAAGAUGUAUUGAAUGCCCUGAAAGGAUCCGGAUCCGACCCGGGACGUCGGCCGGCGAUUUUUGCGAUGUCGUACCCUAAUCCGGAGUGUACAUUCGAGGAGGCCUUUGCAGUUUUGGGGGACAACAUGAUAUUCGCGACGGGGAGUUCACCGACGGCGAAGCGGUGCUGUAAUCAGGUGAACAAUAUGUAUCUGUUUCCAGGGAUCGGGCUCGGGGCGCUGCUAUCCGGGUCGAAGAUGAUAUCGGACGGGAUGCUGCAGGCGGCGGCGGAGUGCCUGGCGGGAUGCGCGUCAGAGGAGGAAUUGGGGAAGGGGAUAGUGUACCCGGAGAUAUCGAGGGUGAGGGAGAUAACGGAGAAAGUAGCGGCGGCGGUGGUGAAGGAGGCGAUUGAGGAGGAUGUGGCGGAAGGUUACAGGGGAAGGGCGAAAGCGAGGGAGCUGCAGCGGCUGGACGAUGAUGAGAUUGUGGAGUAUGUGAAGAACAAUAUGUGGAGCCCGGAGUACGCCAAGAUGGUGUUUAAGUACCAAUGAGAAGAGUAUUCGCCGGCGGCCGGCGGUGAGAUGGAGCUGCCGGAUGUUAUUGUUUGAUGAUGAUCCACUUCACUCCCGCCAACAAUUUUGAAGAGAUACAUACCUAUAUCUUCUACUUCUUUCAUUUUCUUGUUUAUGUUACCUAAUCAUCUUCUUUUGUUACAGGAAGUUGAGGUAUGUGACAAGAAAUAACUUCAUACAAAAUACGUAAUAAUUGGAAUUGAAGUUUGAAUUGUCCGACAAUUUAAAAUACGGAUGAAAUAAUUUAGUUCGGAUAAGUUCGAAUUGACUGGUUUUUAGGCAAAAACAAUUGUCUAGGACAUGACAGGUAAUUUGGAUUCAUUCGUUUUAAAAGAAUCGUAUUGUACAACAAGACAAUUACCAAAUUGUCCCAUUUCCUAAUUUAUGAAUUCAAAUCGCUCCUAUAAGAAGCCACCGCGUCGAUAUCCUGCUCUCGCAUUACCGACUAUCAAGAAUUUCUCUUUCAUCUUCUUCUUCCUCUCCUCCUCAUUGUGUCUUCAUCAUUUUAUUCAUCUUCUCUAUGACGCGGUGGCUUCUUAUAGGAGCGAUCUAGUGGUAAUAUCACUAACCUUGAAUCUGAAGGUUCCAUAUUCGGAUCUCUUAAGUGCCUAAUGACAAAAGAAGUCAUUUAUAUCACCCUUGUAAAAAAAAAAAAAUUUAACUACUGACUUUCUAGAAAAGUAGGUGAAAAAACUCAGAAACAUAGGCAUGCAUCCUAAAUACAAGUACACAAUACAUUUCCACAAAAGAAAAAAAAAAUCCUAAAUGUAACAUAUAAUGAUAAUUGACAUAAGGUCUUAGGUCAAAUAUUUCCUUUGAUACAUUAUAGGGAGAAAAAAAAACUGCUUUUACUUGGCUACUAAUUGUACAUUGAUCAUAAACCCCAUCUUUCAUC
Molecule: messenger RNA, 2996 nt
Organism: Linum trigynum
Lineage: Eukaryota; Viridiplantae; Streptophyta; Magnoliopsida; Malpighiales; Linaceae
Source: the annotation of a GenBank genome assembly